CUCUUCUUUCCUUUCCUUAUUAUCUGCAUAAUAAGGGCUCUUCGCUAGUCCCCACUUGUCUUGUCUUCUCUUUAUUAAUACUGUCCCCCCACAAUGGCAGUAGAAUCAGGUAGGACACAAUGGGCAAAGCCACCACCUGCGUGCGUUGUAUUACUCGGAGCUUAUUAUUGUCCCAAAGGAAAGGUGCGCUUAAAAUAUGUAUAAACGUCUAUAACUAUCGUUCCUGAACUUGUUCUCAUUCACAAAGGAUGAUCAAGACUACAUUCAGGAAAGCAACAGCAAUAAUCACUAGCAAACAGCUUGCAGGAGCAAGAGGAGCAGAAAGACUAAGACUACCAUGUAGCUGUAGCUACUAUAUGAAAUCCAAUAACAACAAGGUCCGAUUCCGCUCCUCCAUUGCUACUGACACCCCUACUGUACAUUCUGCUCCUACCGUUGUUGACUUUGAACUAUCUACAAUUAUCUACGCGUCACCACCGCUGUCAUCAUCAUCAUCAUCAUCAUCAUCACCAUCACCGACACCGUUAGUGACACCUAUAUCAGCAAUAGAGUCCAUAGUUGAAACGGAAGCAGAAGAGGAAGCAACGCCGUUUUUAGAACAACAGCCAAAGAGAAAAAAGAAGGCGGUAACGCGAAAUAAAAAGGUCAAAGAUGAGAGUGGCACCGCUAUGCUUAUGGAAGAAGGAUCGCCGGGUCCUAAAAAGCCAAAGCAACCCAGGAAGACAAAGUCAAAAAUAACAGAAGAGGAGGGAGAUACUCUGGUGAGCAGUGAUAACAAUACAUCUGUAGAGUUAGCAACUCCAGCAGCGGCAACAACAGCAUCGUCGCCAUCACCGUCACUGUCGAGGAAAACAAGAGCUAGAAAGACGAAAACAAGCUCGAGAUUACUAGAAGAGGGAAAUCUAAAUGCCUCCGUAUCGACGGCAGAACCAUCGGAUAAACAAAAGAAAACAACCCUGAGUGCCACACAGACGAAUAAAACUGCUUCUAAAAAACAAGCGUCGAUACCAUUGUCAGCAGUAGCAGCUACAUCGCUGUUACCGUCAGAACCCAUACUGAGAAGGCGAAGAACCAAGAAGAGGUUGGAUGAAAGAGACUACUUUCCAACGUCAUUGGUUCUGUCGGGACUACAAACCAUCGACACUUCAUUGCCUAUGACCUAUCAAAGUUACGCCUCUAUCAGCAAUGGGACAGAGUCCCCAGAGCUUGAGCCCGCACCUUUUCCAAGAGACAUCCACUCCUCUAUGCCCUACAUCAAUCGCGAUGUACAACAAUGCCGUGCUCAGAACAGAAAUGAUCAAGAGAAUAGAAGCGGUGGCAGCGGCUCACAUAAUGACCUUACAAGUUUUGAAGGCCUUAACCACAACACAGGAAGCACGAUCUAUCGUGGAACAUUAUUUGAGUAUCAGACCCAAGAGGUCCUGAGAAAAUACCUUGGGAUUUAUACACAACGAUCUGCAGGCAAUAAUGAUCUGGGAGUGGACCUGAGAGGCACUUGGUUUUUGCCCUUAAGUGCAUCGCCUGAACCAGGAGAUCUGGUUCGCCAUCUGAAGGUGAUUGUUCAAUGCAAGAUGGUGAGUUCCAAGGUUGGACCCAAGUUUGUUCGGGAACUACAAGGGACCUUAUCGUAUGAGACCCAGCCGACGAUGGCAAUCUUGGCGGUAUCGACUGAUUUUACGAGGCAAGCCUUGCUGCCCUAUGCGAAAUCACUCUGGCCCAUGGGAUUGGUAGUGAUUGAUACAGAGAAGAUGGAGUGUUUAAAGUUGAUGUGGAACCGAGCGGCGGAGAAGGUAAUGCAUGGAGUGCAGGUCGGAACAAGGUGGGUUGCUAACGAUAGCAAGGGACAAGGAGAAAAUGAAUGGGUGAGUCGACCGGUACUUUGUUUUGAAGGCAAAGUCAUCAAGAGGCUACCGGGGCCUUAUCUCAACAUGGGUAAACAGAAAGAUAAUAAUGAGGCCUGUAAAGAUGAUACACAGGAGGCAGGAGACGCAAGGAUAGAAAUCCAGGACCAGAACAGGGACGAAGAUGAGAGGGAUAUGACAAAGAAGGCACCUGCCAUGGCUAUUUCUAAGGUUCCUGAUAGGAAUACCAGUACGGAACCAGAAUAUCUAUACCGGGCUCCAGAUGCUAGUAGUGGAUGGAGAAGUGUAGAGGAUGAAGGUGAUGAUGAAACCCAUACAGCUCCCCACUGUGAUUAUAUGGAUAUGCUUUCUUGGUCAAAGCCUCUCUACAAAGAUAUCAUCCUAUCGUCAACGUCGCCAUCGCCUUCAAAAGUGUCACAUAAAUAAAGUGCAUUCACUCUCAC
Lobosporangium transversale is the source of this 2305-nucleotide messenger RNA. RefSeq lists its product as hypothetical. Gene Ontology annotation, cellular component: mitochondrion. The transcript has a single exon. Bases 249 to 2288 code for a protein of 679 amino acids. The record is from RefSeq and is a predicted model, not a curated record. Lineage: Eukaryota; Fungi; Mortierellomycota; Mortierellomycetes; Mortierellales; Mortierellaceae.